Molecule: messenger RNA, 2118 nt
Organism: Leptopilina heterotoma
Lineage: Eukaryota; Metazoa; Arthropoda; Insecta; Hymenoptera; Figitidae
Product: beta-galactosidase-like
Exons: 11
Coding region: 101-2074 (657 amino acids)
Biological process (GO): carbohydrate metabolic process
Cellular component (GO): vacuole
Molecular function (GO): beta-galactosidase activity
Source: RefSeq, a predicted model, not a curated record
UAAAUGUACAAACAAGUGACCAUCAUCUGUACUGUUGAUGAAAUAAGAUUUACUUUAGUGUACCCUUUUUUAAUAUUUUUAGUGAAAAAUUGAUUGAAUCAUGUUGUUUGUGUCUUUUUCAUUAUUAGCAGUAAUCACUACAUUAACAACAUUAGUAUCAACGGACUCUAGUAAUUUGCACUUUCAAGCAAUUACAAACGUUUAUUUACAAAAUUCAGGCCAUAAAUUCCUCGAAAAUAGCUUUACGGUGGACUAUGAAGCUAAUCAAUUUCUUCUUGACGGGAAGCCAUUUCGAUAUGUUUCUGGAAGUUUUCAUUAUUUUAGGACACCAAAUCAAUAUUGGCGUGCAAUUUUUAAGAAAAUGAGAGCUGCCGGUUUAAAUGCUGUCUCAACAUACAUAGAAUGGAGUACUCAUGAACCGGAACCAGGUAAAUGGAUUUGGAAAGAUGAUGCAAAUAUUACUCAAUUUAUUCAAAUUGCAGAAGAAGAAGAUUUACUAGUUAUAUUGAGACCAGGUCCAUAUAUCUGUGCUGAAAGAGAUUUAGGUGGAUUACCUACUUGGCUUUUAAACGUAACGUCGGAAAUAAAAUUAAGAACAAAUGACAGAUGGUACAUGAAAUAUGUACAAAGAUAUUUGGAAACUGUAUUGAUAAAAAUAAAAUCACUUCUCAGAGGUAAUGGAGGUCCUAUUAUAAUGGUACAGAUAGAGAAUGAGUACGGAACCUUCAAUGCCUGUGAUUUUCAAUAUAAAAAUGCACUGAGAGAGAUAUUUUUCAAACAUGUAGAAUCAAAUGCUGUUUUAUUUACAACAGAUGGACUUCAAGAAACUAUGCUUCAAUGUGGAAUUAUUCCUGGUGUUUUUGCAACAAUUGACUUUGGACCUUCCACAAAUGUAUCUAAAAAUUUUCAAACUUUGCGUAAAUUUCAACCAAAGGGACCUCUUGUAAACUCGGAAUAUUAUCCAGGAUGGUUAACACACUGGGGAGAGCCUAUGCAGAAAGUUUCAACACUGAAAGUAGUAAAAACUUUAGAUGAAAUAUUGUCCGUUGGAGCAUCAGUAAAUAUAUACAUGUUCUUCGGAGGAACAAAUUUCGGGUUUAAAUCAGGUGCUAAUACUGAUCCAAACUUUAGACCACUACUGACUUCUUAUGAUUACGAUGCUCCUUUGACGGAAGCUGGAGACGUGACACCAAAGUAUUUUGCAAUGAGAGAUGUUAUUAAAAGUUACAUGCCCUUGGAAGAUUUGCCUAUUCCUGCUGGAAAUAAAAAGAAAAAUUAUGGUAUUACUGUUCUGGAAUCCGUGAUAAAUCUUUUUGAUCCUGUCGCAAAAUCUUUAUUCGGCACAAUAGUUGUACAAACCAAUAAAAUUCCAAAUUUUGAGGAAUUACAAAUUCUGCCCUUGCAGUUGGUUCUAUUCGAAACACAGUUGCCCUUAAAAAACGAAACAUCCACAAUUUUAAAGACACAUGUACACGACAGAUGUUAUGUUUACAUAAAUCGUCAGUUAACUGGAAUAUUAAGUCGCAUGGAUAGAAAAUUCGAUUUGACUAUACAUAACCCCUAUGAGAAACAUUUAACACUACUUGUUUUAAAUGAAGGACAUGUAAAUUACGGAGGAAACAUUAAGGACUAUAAGGGAUUGUUCAAUGUAAGCCUUAGUGAAGAAACAUCAUUAACGUGGAAUGUGACCGGCUUCACAUUAGAAAAUGUAAAACAACUUUUCAAUGUAAAUUCUACAAUCCCAGUAUCUGAAUGCCUACGUCGUGGACCUACUUUUUAUAGAUCAACAUUUCUUAUAAAAGAAAAUCCGGUAGACACAUUUCUGGAUACAAGUGGAUGGGGAAAAGGUGUUGCUUAUAUCAAUGGAUACAACAUUGGCAGAUAUUGGCCAUUAAUUGGUCCACAAAUAACUUUGUACAUACCAGGUGUCAUUUUAAAGCUUGGUAAAAAUGAGCUUAUUGUUUUAGAAUAUGAGUAUGCCUCAAAAUCGCACAGUAUGGAAUUUAUCAACCAUGCAAAAUUUGUUACUUCUGUUUUCUUAGAGAACAAUGCUAAUAAUUGUACUGCGCAAUAGGUUACAACUAAAAUGUUAUUUAAAAUUAAAUAUCUUUCAAAGUA